GUCAUAUUUGGUCCUCCGGAAAUAUCCACAGCUCGGGUAAGCCAGUCCCAAUGCAGCGAGGGAAUAGUUAUGCCCCAAAAUGGAUUCUCAGUUGGCCUCAGUCCUAACAAGUGGCAGCCUGAAAGUCCAAAAUGGCAGCCAGUGUGCAGAGGCACAGGAGCCCGUGACAAAGGUCGUUCUGGACCAAAAGGAUAAAAAAUUCCCACCCAGUACCAAACCGGGUAACCUGAAGUCUGGCUCAGUCAGAGCUGCUGUGACCAUCCUCAGGCGAGAUGCUCAAUCAGUCAACAGGGAACAGCCAGAGGUGGGCGGGACAUCUGAGCCGGUCUCUCAGGAAACCAGUAAGAUUGCUGGCAUUGGACAGCCAAUUACAGCCAAGCAUGGGGUGCCGGUCCUGGGUAAGCAACCAAUAAGGAUCAGAAUUGUUGUCCCCCCUGAGUGCAAUAGGCCAAUGAUAAACUGUGCUUUCAGCCCAACCAAAGACACUUCUGGGUCACAGUUUAGUGAAACUUUGAUUUCUGCUGAAGGAGAUUUCACAGAAAACAACAGAGAACAAGUCCCCAUAUCAGCUCCUCAGAAGAAAGAAGAGAUUAGUGGAGAUGCUACAGCAGAGAGAAAUGUAAAAAUCAGACAAAUGGAUGGGUCAGACUCUGAUCUAAUCUCCAAUACCGAUACAGUUAAAGUUUUGAGCCAUCAUUGGAUUAAAGAGGAACCUACAGAGAAAUCAGUUGAGCAUAAUAUUCCUCUGAUAGUUCAAGAAAUGAACACCAGGUCUUUUAGAACAUUCAGUGAGGCAGAAAUGGAGGAACAGAUGGAGCCGCUGGAUCUGAGUCUGCCCAAGACAAAAGAGAAGAUCUACGGGCGCUUUCUGGAGGAUCCGGGAUGUGCGAGCCCCCUGAUAAUGGAGGUGGAUGAGUUUGAGGGAGAUGGAGACAGAGACAUGGUGGAGGGAGACAGUGAUGAGGGCUCUGUGGACUUUCCUACUUGCGUCCUUAAAUCCCUUUCUUCAGGAGAGGACAAUGAAAACCUUCUCCUUAUUGACGAUCAAGGAAUCCCCUAUACUCUAAGUCCAGAUGGACUCAAAGUGCCCCAAAUUGAUGCCUCCAUCUUAGGGGGCCAUCAGUCGGAUCAGGUUCAUUUGAUACAGAAGGAAGAGGAAGACGGGUCAUCAGAUUUGGCAGGUCCAAGCUAUAGCCAAAGUUUAGAGAAUGCACUAGAUGCACCUGGUGAUUUUCCUGCCAGUGAUCUGUCUCCACAAGGAAGUGAUACGUUAAAUCUGAUGACUAACUCUGAUACUUCAGUUGCUGUAGAGCUGAAUGUCAAAGAUACUCAGGAGGCUAAAACAGCAGUAACCCCUUUAUCGGGGAUAUCACUCUCUAGUCAAACUAUUCAAAUCUUGACCAACCCUUCGACCAGUGCUCCCCUCCUCCUCCUGUCUUCCUCCUCCCCUCAGCUCUCCUCUCCUCCGGUUGGUCUCUCGCUUCCCCUCUCAGUGACCUCACCGGGUGCUUCCACACCCAUGUUGCUUCUCCUCUCCUCUGUACCCUCCACAUCUACAGAUUCCACCUCUACCUCCACCCCCAUUGCUGUCCUCGACCCCUCGACUGGUCAGCUGUCCCAGGUUACUGCAACCUCAGGUCAAGUGUCUCUCCCUUUGUCUUCGGGUCAGGUCAACGCACUCGGAUCGCCUCUUUCCAACUUUUCUAACCCUGUAAUCAGACUGGAUCCCAGCAACUCGCCUCUCAUCCUGUCAGGUGUUGACAGCAUGGCCUCUGGCCCCGUCCUCACCUCCCUCACUGUCCCCUCCCCCACCGUCUGUUUGCAGGACAGCUCCCUCAGCACGGCGAUCCAAACUCAGACCUGCUACUCUCAGUCAAACCCAGGAAGUGAAGCCAUAUCUAACGAAGAAGUCACCAGUGAAAACAACAAGCCAUCAUCUUUUGCAGCCACCUCUGCACAGUCCCACUCUCCGACCUGUGACCCCACAAUUCUACAUCCUUCCGAGGCAGAGGCCCAGUUACCAUCCUCAGAAUUGAAGUUUGGUUCCUCAGAUUUCCACUCAGAGCAUCUUCCUCUGGAUGACCACCUCUACUUCUCCAACGCCACAGCUCCCCCACCUCCGUCUCCUUCACCUCCCAUUGGACCCCUCCUUCCGUCAGGCAAGCUGGACUCUCUUGACGCUCUGGACCCCCUCUCACCGGCGGAGUCUCCCACCAACCUGGGCCCCCGCAGGGUGCUGUGCUGCCAGCUGUGCCCUCGGAUCUUCUUUUACCUCUCUGACCUGGAGCGGCAUGCCAUCACACACUCUCAGAAGAAGCCUCAUGUCUGCCAGCAGUGCGGCAAAGCCUUCAAACGCUCCAGCCAUCUGCAGAGACACAAGCACAUCCACACAGGCCAAAGGAACUUUGUGUGCCCCAUCUGCACCAAGCGUUUCAGGGAGGCCGGCGAACUGCACCGCCAUCAGCGGGUACACACCGGAGAGAAACCCUACCAGUGCCAGCUUUGCCACACACGUUUCGCCGAGCGCAACACCCUGCGACGACACACUAAACGCAAACACCCGUUUCACCAGGUGGCUGUGGAAAUGCUUAACGAGAAAAAAGACAGAGGAGACAGGGCAGGAGGCGCCGGCAGAGGAGGUGCGCAGGAGGAAGAGGAGAGCGCCGAGUGGUAUAGCUCUACCGUAUCCACUCUGGAUAACUCUGAGUCUGAGGUGGACACUGCAAACUGAAUGAAGGGACGAUCACCCCACUUAGGGUCUAAACCUUGACAUUUAAUGAAGGGAGCUUUCAGCAUUUAUUCCAGUUUAGAUAUGAAGUACUAAUUAUCCCCAUUCUAAUUAAUGGGCCAAAAUCACAGGCAUAAUGUUUUUU
This is a messenger RNA of Cyprinodon tularosa, 2873 nucleotides long. RefSeq names its product mucin-17. The record is from RefSeq and is a predicted model, not a curated record. NCBI's taxonomy places the organism in Eukaryota, Metazoa, Chordata, Actinopteri, Cyprinodontiformes, Cyprinodontidae. The transcript has 3 exons. Bases 80 to 2731 code for a protein of 883 amino acids. Gene Ontology annotation, cellular component: nucleus.